AUGGAGUGUAAAAGGCAGCAAAUCAGUAAUGUAACAACCUCAGAUUUCAUUAUUUCUUGUGUUGCAAUGACGCCCGUGAAGUUCGAUUUGGAUAUCAAAACAUCAGGGACUGGCUGCGUGAAGAUUCAGAAAAUAGAAUGUGAUAACUGCAAAAUAGAAACAGAGAAGGGGACUAGUGUCUUGCAGUCAAUAAAGAGCCAUAAAAUUGAUAUACGAACAAAUGGUGGCAAAGUAAUUGGUCUUGGAACACUUUAUGGAAAUACAGAUAUUCGUGCAACAGAGAAGGGUAGUGUGAAUAUAGAGAAGCUGCAGGGGACAUCCAUCAACAUAUCUACUGAAGAUGGGCUGCUGAAAACGAAGUAUCUCUAUGCAGAAUCAUCCUCUCUGUCUUCAGUAGGUGGUGAUAUUCUGCUGGGAAGCAUUCAUGGUAACACCAGCCUUCAGACCAAAACAGGGAGUAUCACAGUAGAUUCAUCAGAUGGAAGUCUAAAAGCUUCUACACAUCACGGGACAAUAGAUGUUUAUGUCAGUCAAUUAAGAAAAGUAGAUCUGAAAUCCCAGAAAGGUUCAAUUACAGUCAAGGUACCUGCCUCUCUCAAAGCCUAUUUACAGUUGUCUGGAAGAAAAGUGGAUGUGAGCUCAGAGAUCCAGUUAAAAGAAACACACAGUGCCUCCAAAGAUGACCAUGUAACUAUAAGUGGUCACAUGAAUCAAAGGAAUGAAACAGACAAAUGGAUUAAGGCUGACACACAAAAUGGCAGAGUGUGUCUUAAAAGCCAAAGCUGGAUCCAGUCUGUCAAGCUGAAGAGUUCUUAAAGAUAAAAUAAGCCAAAGAGAUUAAAUCAAGAAACUGUAAAGGAACAUUUCUGUAAAAUUAUGGAACUUUGAUGUAUAUUCUUAAUAUAAGAGAGAAACAAUAUUAAAAAUUAGGGCGUUUUAACCCAAGAUUUGCCUGUGACAGUGGCUGGUGCUUAACAGAUCUGGUUUACUUUUAGUGCCUUUUAGGAAUGACAAGAUCUUACAUAUUCAGAAUUUGUAUAACUUGACCCACUUAACACAUCAUUUUAAAAGCUGGUAACUUCCAAACACAAGUUUGGAGUUGUCAUUUAAAUAAAAUAAGCUUUUUCACCAUCUCAUAUUUGAAAAUAUGAAAAUUUACUUCCAAGAUGACAUGCUCUGCAAACUGUUUUAUAUUUUUAAAUGUCUCAGUACCAUGGGAAUUCUUCUAGUUUAUGCACAAGACAGAGAAUUUUCUUCAACCAAAUUACUUGUAUCGUGGAUAGGAUAAAACCACUUUCAGAACUGUAAUUCUUAUUUGGUCUUUUCCUUUGGUGUUUGAUCCCUUAAGCAGUUUCUGCCUUGUCAAUGGGUACUGUAUGUGUAAAACUAAUACAAAAUGACAGAACUUGCUCCAUGUCAUCCUGAACAACUUGUUUGUGGAUAGAAAUAAGAACUCUAGCUCUGUCUACCACUGUUCUGCUGCAAUGAGAAGGUUUUAAAAUAAAUACUCAAAAGUGCAAUGGAUCUGGCUGAUUUCAAGGAAGAACAGUCCACCAGCUGCACUUCAGAUAAGAGUCUACAUGAACAUUCCUGUAAAGUAAAAUCUGCCAAAGAACGGAAGCAUUGGCCCAAUACAUGAGAUCUGUAAUCUGUCUACUUGCUACAUUUCCAGUGACUUGCCUUCCUGUCAGCCUUGCAUGACAGGACUGUCAGCUCUGAGGCAGAAAUGCAGAGGAGGGAGGUGAGGGACGUACGCCCUGUAGAAGGGCAUACGUGAGUUUUAUGGAGGUUUUUGUGUUACUGUAAUACAAACACACAGUAAAGUAAAUGGAGCUUUUAAAAGCCUUUCCAUACACAUAUGGCACCUUAUAAAAGAAGUGCUGAGAUUUGUUUUAAAACUGCGAUGUAAGAAUUCCUGCCAGCUGCGUGGAUGGAGAGUGGCAGAGUUCAGAGCGUCAGCUCAGAUUUUAAGUUGUGUGUAUGUGUGUAUGUCCUCUAGAUGGUAAUGGUACACUAUGAAAUGAACUUCUUUGCCACAGGAUUCCUGAAGAUGUAUAUUUGCCCCUGGCUCCUGGAAUUCAGUAGUCAAGGGCAACAUUUUUACUGUAAUUCAGGGUGGUUAAAACCUCCACCAUUCUGUUUGCCAUUUUGUGUACUGUUUGUUUGGAUGAGGUGGGCACUGAUAUGUGUGGCAAGUUUUAUGUAUUUUUAAUAUAAACACUAAUAUAUAAGACAUUACUAAUAUUAUUACUAAAAGUAAUAUGAUAUUACUAGUUAUUAGUAACUAUUAUACUACUUUUAAAAUACACUAAAUAAAUGUUUAAUGGUUUUAGAUUUCCCGAAAAAUUUUUGAAACUAAUAAUUUUUUUGUACUGCUGCAGACAAACUGAAAGAGGCACCUCUAAAUUCACACUGCAUUGAAAAAUAAAAGAGUGUAGUAGAUACUUCA
Messenger RNA from Athene cunicularia (burrowing owl), 2449 nucleotides. RefSeq names its product family with sequence similarity 185 member A (gene FAM185A). The transcript has 9 exons. Lineage: Eukaryota; Metazoa; Chordata; Aves; Strigiformes; Strigidae. The record is from RefSeq and is a predicted model, not a curated record. Bases 1 to 816 code for a protein of 271 amino acids.